Molecule: messenger RNA, 3101 nt
Organism: Talpa occidentalis (Iberian mole)
Lineage: Eukaryota; Metazoa; Chordata; Mammalia; Eulipotyphla; Talpidae
Gene: SLC26A3
Product: solute carrier family 26 member 3
Exons: 20
Coding region: 73-2352 (759 amino acids)
Biological process (GO): transmembrane transport
Cellular component (GO): membrane
Molecular function (GO): bicarbonate transmembrane transporter activity; secondary active sulfate transmembrane transporter activity; chloride transmembrane transporter activity
Source: RefSeq, a predicted model, not a curated record
AAAGGCAAGAAGAAGAGUUUGCCACAUAGUUCCAAAGGUCUUCCACUUACCACAGCAGCGAAAAAAGGCAAAAUGAUCGAACCCAUUGGGAAUCAGUACAUUGAGGCCAGGCCAGUAUAUUCUGUAAAUGCUUUCGGGGAAGAAUAUAAAAAGAAACAGCGACAUCAUAAGACAAUUCUGGAUCACCUCAGAGAGUACUGUAGCUGUUCGGCACAAAAGGUGAAGAGAAUUGCCCUUUCCUUGUUCCCCAUAGCAUCUUGGUUACCAGCAUAUCGGCUAAAGGAAUGGCUACUCAGUGACAUCGUUUCUGGAAUCAGUACUGGGCUGGUGGCUGUACUGCAAGGCUUAGCAUUUGCCCUGCUGGUCAAUGUCCCCCCAAGCUAUGGCUUGUAUGCAGCUUUUUUUCCAGUAAUAGUCUACUUUUUCCUGGGCACUUCUAGACACAUAUCUGUGGGUCCAUUUCCAGUUCUGAGUAUGAUGGUUGGAGCAGUAGUUUCCAGAUUAGUCCCAGAGGAAAGUACAACUAUUUUGAACUCUCUUAGCUCAAUGAAUAAUAAUACUUCGCUACUAGAUGAGAGGAAGGUGAUGGUGGCUGCAGCAGUGACAGUCCUUUCUGGAAUCAUCCAGCUGAUCAUGGGAGCGCUACAGUUUGGAUUUGUGGUGAUUUAUCUAUCUGAUUCCUUAAUCAGCGGCUUUACCACAGCUGCUGCUGUGCAUGUUUUAGUUUCCCAGCUUAAAUUUAUGCUCCAACUGCCAGUCCCUCCACACUCAGAUCCAUUUUCACUUUUCAAAGUACUAAUUUCCAUAUUCACACAAAUACAAAAUACUAAUAUCGCGGACCUUGUGACAUCCUUGAUUAUCCUAUUGGUUGUAUUUGUGGUUAAAGAAAUAAAUCAGCGCUACAAAGCAAAACUUCCAGUGCCUAUUCCAAUUGAACUCAUCAUGACUGUGAUCGCAACAGGUGUUUCCUAUGGCUUUAAUUUCAAAGAGAAGUUUAACGUGACCGUGGUUGGAGAGAUGCCAAGUGGGUUUCAGCUCCCUAUCGCCCCUGACGUGCAGACUUUCCAAGACACCAUUGGAGAUUGCUUUGGCAUUGCGAUAGUGGGCUUUGCAGUGGCCUAUUCAGUUGCCAGCGUCUAUUCUCUCAAAUACGAUUAUCCCAUCGAUGGCAAUCAGGAAUUAAUAGCCUUGGGGCUGGCUAACAUACUCACUGGCUCAUUCAAAGGAUUUGCCGGGAGUACUGCCCUCUCCAGAUCGGGAGUUCAGGAGAGCACAGGAGGCAAAACUCAGAUUGCUGGGCUUCUCUCUGCUAUCAUAGUGCUGAUUGUCAUCCUAGCCAUUGGAUUUCUCCUGGAACCACUACAAAAAUCUGUCCUAGCCGCUUUGGCGCUUGGAAACUUAAAGGGAAUGCUGAUGCAGUUCACUGAAAUAGGAAGACUGUGGAGAAAGGAUAAGUAUGACUGUCUAAUUUGGAUCAUGACCUUCAUCUUUGCUGUUGUCCUGGGACUUGGGUUAGGCCUGGCAGCUAGCGUGGCAUUCCAGCUCCUGACCAUUGUGUUCAGGACCCAAUUUCCAAAAUGCAGCUCACUGGCUAUGAUUGGAAGGAGCAACAUCUAUAAGAAUAAAAAGGAUUAUUCUGAUAUUUAUGAGCCAGAAGGAGUGAAAAUUUUCAGAUGCCCAUCUCCUAUCUAUUUUGCAAACAUUAAUUUCUUCAAGCAGAAACUUAUUGAUGCUGUUGGCUUUAGUCCACUUCGAGUUCUACGCAAGCGUAACAAAGCUUUGAAAAAAAUCCGAAAACUGCAGAAGAAAGGCCUGCUACAAGUGACACCAAAAGGAUUUAUAUGCACGGUUGAUAGUUUUAAAGAUUCUGAUGAUGAGCUGGACAACAAUCAUAUAGAAGAACUGGAUCAGCCAAUCAACACCACAGACCUUCCUUUCCAGAUAGACUGGAAUGCUGACCUUCCUCUCAACAUCGAGGUCCCUAAAGUCAGCGUGCAUAGCCUUAUUCUUGAUUUUUCAGCAGUGUCAUUUCUUGACGUUUCUUCAAUGAGGGGUCUCAAAACGAUGUUGCAAGAAUUUAUCAGGAUCAAGGUAGAUGUGUACAUUGUUGGAGCUGAUGAUGACUUCAUUGAGAAGCUUAAACGGUGUGAAUUUUUUGAUGAUGAAGUGAAGGACUCAAUAUUUUUCUUAACAAUCCAUGAUGCCGUAUUGCAUAUUUUGAUAAAGAAGGAUUACAAUACUUCAAAAUUUAAUUCCAGUCAGGAAAAAGAAAAAAAUACCGAUUUUACCAUAAAUACAAACGGAGGAUUACGUAAUCGGGAAUGUCAGGUACCAGUUGAAACACAAUUCUAAUCAAAAUAUAAUUCAGAAGGACCCUUAGCUGACCGUCAUGUAAAGAACAACUUUAUACCCAGAAAGUUAUAGAUAAGUUCAUACAUUGUAUGAAGAAUAUUUUUAUUUGAUGGAAUUAUGUUUCAAACUUUGGAACAAGAUUGUUCUAGCAUGGUAUAUUUUUCACAUAUCUAGUAAAAAAUUAUGUAAAUAUUUUUAAUUUUAUACCUUGUAGAUUUAUCAAAAAAGAAAAGUGUUUGUAUGUAUUUUUAUAGCACUGACAAGACUUCCAUCCAAGUCACUACUUUCAUGCAUGUGUUUCAGUGUAUUUACACCACUACCUUGAAUCUCGUAAUUUAUACAGUUCCUACUAAAGUAUCCCUAUUUUUAAAAAUUCAACUGUAUGCUGAAUGUGUCUUGUUUUGUUAAAUUUCUCAUUAGCUCUCUGAAACAUGCUUUCUGUAGGUCUGGUUGGAAACUUGCAGGGAGACUCCUUUUUCCUAACUUGCAGGGAGACUCCUUUGCCCCUAUUUCAUGGUGACCUACGCAUCACUCUACUUUUUAAAGCAUCCGACCUGCUAUCCAGAUUCAGACACAGUUCUUCUAAUACCUUACUUGUAACUGUAACUAGACUUUGAGAUGAAUCCUUUUUUCCACCUCACUAUGAAAACUACAUAAGCAAAUUGUAUGAGCUAAUGGAAGAUGUAAAAUCAAAACACAAGAAGUUGAAAACUAAAGAGAAAACCUGAUGGGAAGCUGGUGUUUCCUGC